GCGGCCGCCGGUGCCCCGGCACCGGCGGCCGUGGCCCCGGCGCGGGGGCUGCGUUUCGUGGGGCGCGGGGGCCGCCUCUGAACUUUCAUUGUACACCUGGUGCUUCACAGGGACCAUGUUCGGAACGUCUAAGAAGGAGUUGUGGUGCUGCAAGGCCACGCUCGCGCCCGGCAAGUCGCGCGACGACGUGUACACGGUCUGCAAGGCCGCCAAGGUGGACGCGAGGGACGUCAUCGGCGCGUUCGCGGGACUUCUCACGGAGUCCAGAUUCCAGCUGCUGAUCAAGGACCCGGCAUCCGAGAACUACUUCACGGCGCGCGACCUCGCGGAGGAAAUCGCGAAGAAGAAGAAGAUCAAGGACUACGAGUUCCACGAGACGGUCCUCGGCUCCAAGAAGGACAUAGAGAAGGGGUGCGCGGCGGCGGGGCAGGCGAUCUUCGCGUACUGCCCGGGCCUCGACGCGGUGCUGACCCUCGUUGUCAAGCGGGACACCCCCGAAGGGGAGCAGCGGCGCCAGGACAUGUUCGCGGUCGGGGACAUCAUCACCCAGAAGGUCCGCGAGGGCCAGCAGCAGCAGACGAACAAGAUCGAGAAGACGGUGGUGGAGGCCGCGACCGACAUCAGGGAUGGCGUCGGGAAAGUGCUCGUCACGCAGUCGAAAGUGCUCGUCGCGGAAGGGAGGGACAACAAGAAGGAGAUCAAGGAGACCGUCAACCAGCGGGCCGACGAGCAGAUGGCGUUCAACGCGAAGAUGUUGGAGGAAUUGGAGCAGGCGCGCCUGGAUCGCGAGGAGGCGAAACGGGAGAUGAAGCGGAUGAACCGCCUGUUAGCCGGCCGGCAGCUGCCCGAGAUCGAGGCGGCGCCGCAGUCGGCGUCGGAACAAUUAGCUUUAGAGUCGCCGCGCGGGCACUCUUACGAGCGCCUGGUCGAACCGCCCUCCGCGGGUAGUGACACGUUAGGGGUGACGCCGCGGACGGAAUCCAUGGGUGUCCGUCGCGCGCUCGCGCCGAAGUUCUCGCUCUUGCGCGACGACCGGCCGUCGCCGGCGUCGCCGGAGUCUCUGCAGGAGGACGUGGAGGACGUGGCAGCCGCUUCAGAUGAUGAUGAUGCGAUCGUCGAGGAGGCGCCUCCGAAGGAGGACGUGGCGGCCGACGCUUUAGAUGAUGAGACCGUCGAGGCGGCGCCCCUGCAGGGGGCCGUGGCGGCCGCCGCUUUAGAUGAUCAGACCGUCGCCGCGCCCGCGGCCGUCGCCACGCCGGCGCGGGCCGUCGGUUUCGACGAGGAGCUCAUGCGCACCUCGAAGAGCGCCUGGGCCUGGUCCCGGAAGAAGGACCCUCUCACGGCGAAUUACAAGGACCAGCCGAAGUACGAGUCUCCGCCAGUCCGGGACUCGGAGAUGGAGGGGAAAAAGAAAGACCCGAACUGGACUCCGUUCAAGAUCCCCAAGCCGUCGCCGGACGAUUCCAAGGCUCCGGAGAAGGGGCAAAAGGUGCUCUGAGCGCCGCGGCGGCGGCGCGCACGACUCCUCCCCCUACUUCGUAACGUUCUACUAUACCGAG
This is a messenger RNA of Pelagomonas calceolata, 1559 nucleotides long. The record is from the annotation of a GenBank genome assembly. Lineage: Eukaryota; Pelagophyceae; Pelagomonadales; Pelagomonadaceae.